UCAACUUUUAUUGAACUAGUUUUAAUUUGUAGCCUCCUCCUUAACUUAAGCAUAAGAAUAAGUGGUCAGGUGCAUGUUUGCUUUGACCAGAAACUCUGCUUCUAAUGGCAAUUACGUUGGGUGAAGGAGCUUCUUCAUCUUCUGGUUUUGACCGUGGAUGGACUUAUGAUGUGUUCUUGAGUUUCAGAGGUGAAGAUACAAGGAGAAGCUUUACAGGAUUUCUGUAUCAUGGUUUGUGCCAAAGGGGUAUCAAUGUUUUCAUUGAUGAUGAGAAGCUCAGGAGAGGGGAAGACUUAUCCCCUGCUCUUCUUGGAGCCAUUCAAGAGUCUAGAAUUGCCAUCAUUGUCUUCUCUCAAAACUAUGCAUUCUCCACAUGGUGUCUUGAUGAACUUGCAAAGAUCAUUGACUGUUACAAAACCAGAGGGCAACUUGUGUGGCCAGUUUUCUUCCAUGUCGACCCUUCUGUGGUGCGCCAUCAGAGAGGAACUUUUCAAACAGCAAUGGCCCAACAUGAAGUCAGAUUCAUGGGUAAUGUCCAAAAGCUGCAGAAGUGGAAGAAAGCCUUGUUUGAAGCAUCCAAUUUCUCAGGUUGGACCUUAGAAAACGGGUAUGAAUUUCAGAUAAUCCAAGAUAUCGUUGAGGAGGCCUCUAGAAAGUUAAGCCACACCAUUUUGCACAUUGCUGAAUACCCAGUUGGAAUAGAGACUCGUAUAUCAGAAGUGAUGCCUCUUUUGCAGAUUGAACCGGGUGAAGAUAUUCGUGUCAUUGGGAUCUAUGGACUUGGAGGCAUAGGUAAGACAACAAUUGCAAGGGCAUUGUACAACAUGAUUGCAGGCCAGUUUGAAGCUACAAGUUUCCUUGCUGACAUAAGAGAAAGUUCAAGUCAAAGACAAGGGCUAGUGCAGCUUCAAGAAUCACUUCUUUUUGAUACUGUUGGGGACAAGAACAUCAAGCUGGGAAGCAUUUACAAAGGAAUCCCUAUUAUCAAGAAAAGGCUUUGUUGCAAAAAAGUACUUUUGAUCAUUGAUGAUGUUGACAGGUUGGAGCAGCUUCAAGCACUGGCAGGAGGACGCGAUUGGUUUGGUUUUGGAAGUGUGAUCAUCAUAACAACAAGAGAUAAGCACUUGCUGAGUGCUCAUCAGGUUGACAAAACCUAUGAGGUAAAGAAAUUAAACUAUGGUGAAGCUUUUGAGCUGUUCACUUGGAGUGCUUUCAAAAGGAAGACACCUGAUGCAGGCUAUUUGGAGGUUUCUAACCAUGUGGUUCUCUAUGCUGAGGGUCUUCCAUUGGCUUUGAAAAUAAUGGGAUCUAAUUUGUUUGGAAAAACAGUGGAAGAGUGGAAAUCUGCGUUGGGAAAAUAUGAGAAGAUUCCUAACAAAGAGGUUCAGAAUGUGCUAAGAGUAACCUAUGAUAAUCUAGAAGAGAAUGAGAAGGAAAUUUUCCUUGAUGUGGCAUGCUUCUUCAAGGGAGAGACAGUGGAAUAUGUAGAAAAAACACUGCAAGCCUGUGGUUUUUAUCCAACAAUUGGUAUCAGUGUACUUAUUGAUAGAUCUCUUGUUAGUGUUGAUGAAUAUAACAGGUUGAGAAUGCAUGAUCUAAUUCAAGACAUGGGUAGGGAAAUAGUUAGAGAAGUUUCACCUUUAGAACCUGGAAAAAGGAGUAGAUUGUGGUAUCAUGAAGAUGUUUUAGAAGUACUGACCGAAAAUAAGGGAACUUAUAGAAUUCAGGGCAUGAUGGUGGACCUCCCUGAUGGCUACAUGGUACACUUGAAAGAUGAUUCCUUCAAGAAGAUGAAAAAUCUCAAAAUUCUCAUAGUUAGAAAUGGAAACUUUUUUGGAAGCCCCCAACAUCUUCCAAACAACUUAAGGUUGCUUGAUUGGAUGAAAUAUCCUUCCUCUUUGCCAUCUAGUUUUCAACCAAAGAAACUUGUUGUACUCAACCUGUCAGGCAGUCGUUUCACAAUGCAAGAGCCAUUCAUGUAUUUGGAUUCCUUGACAUCUAUGGACUUGAGUUCCUGCGAAUUGUUGACAAAACUACCUGAAAUUGCAGGAGUCCCUAAUCUAACACAGCUAACUCUUGACUAUUGUACAAAUUUAGAAGAAGUUCAUGAAUCUGUUGGAUUCCUUGAGAAACUUGUUGAGUUUAGGGCUUAUGGAUGCACCAAGCUUAAGGUUUUUCCAAAUGCCAUCAGGUUGACAUCAUUGAGAAGUCUUAUCCUUAAUUGGUGUUCAAGCCUUCAAAAUUUUCCAGCUAUUUUGGGGAAAAUGGAUAACCUCAUUACCAUUUCUAUAGAAGGCACUGGUAUAAAAGAAUUGCCUCCUUCCAUUGGAAACCUUGUUGGUCUUCAAGAAUUAAGCAUGACAUCUUGCUUAAGCCUCAAGGAACUGCCUCACAACUUUGAUAUGCUUCAAAGUCUUACAAACCUUGAUAUGGAUGGCUGUCCACAACUCCGAAACUUUCUGACAAAGUUGGCAAACAUGGGAGAAUCUACACAUACCUUUGGCAACAUUUUGUCACUGAAUCUAGAAAACUGUGGCCUUAUAGAUGAAGACCUUCCCAUAAUUUUCAAUAGUUUCCCAAAUUUAGCAUCAGCAGUACUCUCAAGAAAUAAUUUUGAAGCUCUUCCAAGCUGCAUACAACAAUGUCCUUGCUUGGAACUACUUCACUUGGACAACUGUAAAAAACUCCAAGAAAUUCCAGCAUUUCCUCCUAACAUGCAGUACAUUAAUGCACAAAAUUGUACAUCAUUGUCAGUAGAAUCUUCCAAUUUAUUAUUGAACAAGGAAACUUUUGAGGGAUGGGAAUUACAGGCUAUGGUGCCUGGGACAGUGGUUCCAGAAUGGUUUGACCACAUCACCAAAGGAGAAUACAUGACAUUUUGGGUACGUGAAAAGUUUCCAGCUAUUAUCAUAUGCUUUGUUCUUGAGGUUGAAAGUGAAAUGAAGAAAAUUUUCAAUUGUGAAAUCCGCUUUUAUAUAAAUGGGGAAGAAGUUUAUGAAUUGGAAAUUCCAAGAGGCUUUUCAGAUAUGGUGACAGAUCAUGUGUGGCUCUAUGACUUGAGAACUCAUUCAUCCAUCAACUGGCGCAGUCUUGAUUUGUAUCUGAUGGAUGACUGGAAUCAGGUUGAGAUUUCAUGCGAGAAGAUAAGUGGAGCAUCAAAUGUAACUGUGAGUUGGUGUGGAGUUCAUGUGGUUAAGCAAGAAGCUAACAUGAAGGAUAUACUACUUACAGAUCCUGAUCCAGAUUUAGAUUCAGUUAUAGCUUCUGGAUCAAACACACUAGUUUUUGAUCAUCCAGUGAAAGCUCAACUACAAUCCCAAGUCACAAGCUUCAUACUACAGACACCUCAAAAUAAUAACAGCUCCACAAUUGUGCUGCCAACAACAGUUCAAACCAGCUUGACUGUGAAUGAUGCAGACAUGGAAGCAUUUUAUGCUGUUCUGGAUGAUGAGAUCUCUGUGGUGUCACUUAACAAUGAUUCAACAGUGGUUUCUAAAUUGACCAACCAAAGGCCAAGUGAAGAGACAAAGAAAGCAUUGAAGGCACUUCAAGCCCAUGUCACUAAAGAAUUUUCUGCUCUGCUGGGCCCUAAUGAAUACAGUACAAUGAAUGAUACCUUAGAGUACCUCACAAAUUUGCCAGCAGAAGAUGGAAUAUCAGUGGAAAUAAGAUCUCUGAUAAUACAAGUUUCAAGACAGUUCACUCGUUGGAGUAGGGAUUACACAUCUGAGAACAAGAAAGUAGAGUCUACCACAGCCAAAUUGUUGAAAGCUGAUGAACUAGAAAAGUGUCUUGAAGCUAAUAAGACUAACUUCAAGCAAGUGAUGUGCAUGGAAAAUGAGUUGUGCAAUGAUUUGGCCUAUUUGGAACAAAGAAAGAGAGAGCUAGAAGAGCAGAUAAAGGCUGUUAAAGCUAACAUCUCUGCUUCAGAAGCAGCUAAGAACAUGGCUACUCAAAUAAAAAGAAAAAUCUUUGGGGAAGCUAAGAUUUUGAAAGCUCAAAGAGAUGAGUUGAGGGAACAAGUGCCACACUUGAGAGAUGAACAGGAAUUGGCCAAGAAAAUUCAGUCAAAUAUCAGAGAUGAAUGGUCAAAGCUUGGUGAAAAAUUUAACUAUGAAUUAAGGCAUGGAAAAAUUGAUUAGUAUUAAUGAAGUCAAAGAUGAGUGAACUAAUAAUAUACCAAUGCCUUGUUUGUUUUCAUACUUUCAUACCUUGAAUUUACUGCA
Molecule: messenger RNA, 4226 nt
Organism: Vigna umbellata (rice bean)
Lineage: Eukaryota; Viridiplantae; Streptophyta; Magnoliopsida; Fabales; Fabaceae
Biological process (GO): defense response
Source: RefSeq, a predicted model, not a curated record